AUGAACCGGAACAAGAUCGACAAGGCUCUCGGGACCUUGGAGCAGCUUCAGUCAACGCACGAGAUCUCCAUCAUCAGACUUAGCGAACCCAUACUGAGCGCAUCAUCAAACGAUGCGCGCCAAAGAACCUCAGACGCAUCGAAUGCCUCCCUCGAUGCGCCAACGCCGGCCGGCCUAGAGGCCGAUCUGGCUCACUACAAGGAGCUCUUCGCCAAGUUACGAUUCUCCUACGUGGAGCAGGUCACGAAAGAAAAGUUCAUCCGCGCGAUUGUGGGCGAUCCGCCGUUGAUCGUGACGAUGCAGGAGAACCUGGAUCUCGAAAAGGAGAAUGCGGCUGCCAAGUCGGAACUCAAAGCGCUGAAGGUUGAGGUGGCAGACAUGGUAUUGGAGUUGGAAAGGAAGGGCAAGGAGCUGAGCGAGCGCUACGAGAGAGUGCAACUUGAAACCACCAAGCUACAAGAUCUGCCAUCAGAGAUUGACAAGUUGGAAGAACGGAUUGCACAGUUGAAGGAGUCACAAUCAAUGCCCGUGGGAUCAAACCCCAACCUCAACCUGCCCCUCGCGAAGACACUCGACCUCAUCACGAAGCGCAAGCUGGAGCAACAAGAACUCGCACGGGAACUGGAAUCCCUCCAAGCCAAGGCACCCCGAAAGCGCAAAGAGGCCGAUCGGCUCCAGGCUGAGCUGCAACCCCUCGAGACCAAGCGGCAGAUCAGCACAACGGCCGCAAAGGAAGCGAGGCGAAGGAAGGAGGCAGCGCUCGGCGGUGCAGCAGACGACUUGGAGGAACGGGCGAGGUGGUGGAGAGCCAGUGAGGGUGUGUUGACACAGGUGCUGGAUAUCAAGAACUAA
This is a messenger RNA of Ilyonectria robusta, 852 nucleotides long. RefSeq lists its product as uncharacterized. Lineage: Eukaryota; Fungi; Ascomycota; Sordariomycetes; Hypocreales; Nectriaceae. The transcript has a single exon. Gene Ontology annotation, cellular component: kinetochore. The record is from RefSeq and is a predicted model, not a curated record. Gene Ontology annotation, biological process: kinetochore assembly; protein localization to kinetochore; attachment of mitotic spindle microtubules to kinetochore. The coding region runs from base 1 to 852 and encodes 283 amino acids.